ACCAAACCAAACCAAACCAAACCAAACCAAACCAACGAAACAAUGCCCGGAAUCAAAAAGUGGUUAGCCAAACGGCUCGGUGGCAAAUCUUUCUCCUCCAAGCGAGAUCCUGUGGUCGCAGCAGACAAGUCGGACAACGCGAGUACUACCAUCAGUGAGCAACAAGACAGAACCGAAGAUGUCAAGGCUGUGGAACUGUGGCUGGAGAUGUGGCGGCAAAAGAGGCUGGAUGAGGUUGUGGCUCUUUCAUCUCCGGACUGCCAGUAUCAUGUGACUUUGGAGGAUGGCGAAAUGAUGGAAGUAAAACUCCAAGACUUUAUUGACCAGAUGGCAAGUUGCUACGAAUCCUUCCCGGACUAUGAUAGUGUUUGGGAAUCUAUCGAGCCAGAUCCGACCAAUGGUUCCAUUGUCAUCAAGAACUACACAAGCCAUGCUACCCACACCGGAACCCCCUUUGCUUUUGGCCCUUAUCCUGCCAUUCCUGCCAGUGGAGCAGAGAUUCACGAUGAUGCUAUUUCCAUGUAUAUUUUCCUCAAGGAUGGAAAGCCAAUCUACAUCAAGACUGCUUUUGAGGGUGUGCAAAUUGGACCUGCUGCAUACUACACACAGAUUGGUGGCAUCAUCAUCUAAAAAGGUAGAAAGGGGGAGCGAAGAGAUGAACGAAGUUUCCCCUGAGUUUUGAGGAAUCCAUUGCUUGCAAACAACAGUAGCGGAAGUGUAAUAGUCUUACUAAUAGGAGGUAGUUUCAUUU
Molecule: messenger RNA, 751 nt
Organism: Seminavis robusta
Lineage: Eukaryota; Bacillariophyta; Bacillariophyceae; Naviculales; Naviculaceae
Source: the annotation of a GenBank genome assembly